AUGGCUCCUUCGCCGCCUCGACUUCGCAUCUUGUCAGUCGGUGGCAAUGCUGUCUCGGCUUUCUUGUCAUGGAGGUUGCAGGCAACCAACUCGUGCGAUGUGACCCUGGUGUGGAAGUCUGGCUUCGACGCUGUCGCCCAGUACGGCGUUUCUUUUCGCUCAAAAGCAUUCGGCAAUGAACGCUUCAAGCCCCGACAUGUCGUGCGGUCGCCAGAAGAAGCCUCCUCGCGGGAGAACGCCUACGACUACGUCGUGCUGUGCGUCAAGGCCCUGCCCGAUGUCUUCGACCUCGGCUCUGUCAUCGAAUCCGUCGUCACUCCCCAACACACAUGCAUCCUGGUCAACACAACAAACACUGUCGGCGUCGAAUCUCACCUCGAGCAACGCUUUCCCACCAACGUCGUGCUGUCUCUAGUCUCAAACGUCAACCUCACCCAGACGGGUAUCAGUGACUUUGAGCACGAGGGCUCGUCCGAGAUGUGGGUAGGACCCGCCAGCAAAAACCCGUCCAUUCCGGUGGCCAUCCAGAACGACAUGGCUUCGGCUCUGGCCAUCACCCUGACUUCCGGCCAAGUCGACUGCAAGGUUUCUUCCAAUAUCAGACAAGAACAAUUUGAGCGAAUGAUCGGUCCAAUUGCAUUCCACCCGGCUAGUGUGCUUUUCGAUACCCCUAACCACACCCAACUGCUGGAGAAGGUCGGCGUGCGGCAGUUGAUCACCGAUGUGAUUGACGAACUGAUCAAACUGGCCGAGUCUCAAGGCUGCUCUUUCCCCUCGGAUUUCCGGCAAAAGACCAUUGAGAAAAUGACUGCUGGGCCCGAUACCCAAAGUGUCAUGUAUCAGGACUUUUUGGCUCGUCGCCCGAUGGAAGUAGAAACCUGCCUCGGCUCACCUGUGCGGUUGGCACUGGAAAGCGACAUCCGCGUGCCUCGUAUCGAGACUGUCUACGCCAUGCUGCAUCACAUCAACAUCGUCAACCAGACCAAACACUCCCAUUCCGAGUCUCCUCCGCCAAUUCCCUCCCAGCUCCCUCCCAGGACGUCGUCCGUGCCCCCAACCCAAAAGCCCAUGACCAAUGGAAUGCGGUCCAGCCGAACGGCCUCUGGGGUGGGAAUGGGCAUGCCACCACCCCAUCAAAGAAGAGGUCCCCCACCUAUGAACGGUCCUAUGAACGGUUCAAUGAGGCCACCCAGCCAUCAGCCUGGUCCACGGCUCCCACGUGAUGUCUCGUUUGAUGAUAAUGGAUUAGAAGAGUUUAGCCAUCUUGUCGUCUAUGAUGAGUUCCCUGGCAACGACGGUGUGUCCAAUGGAAAUGGUGUCCAUCCCCCAGAUAUACCGAACGGAGGACCUGGCAUCCCCAACGACGUGGCUUUACGUGAACGCGAGUUUGCCCUUCGCCAGCGAGAGUUGCAGCUACGUGAGAGAGAAAUGCAUAUGAGACGUGGACCUCCUGGCCCUCGCCGUGUCGCGCCUCCACCACAGCAUGCUUUUGACGAAGAAGAUGAAGACGACUAUGUUGACCCAAUGGACUUCCGCCCUCCUCCUAAUGUCGACCCCGAACAGAUUGACAUGAUGAGCGUCACUUCCCGACGGACACGGAAAGCACCCAGUGCUAGCCAAUUGCGCCGUAAUCCUGACUUGGGCAUGCCAGUUAAUCCCCGACCGCCCUCAUCUACCAGUCGCUUCUUUGGUGGUCCUCCUGGUGGACGGAAAAACACCAACUCUCGACUGAUGUCGGACAUGCCGUCGCUGCACGCCGCACUGCUUGAUGAUCCGAUGAUGGGCUAUUCAUCCAACCGAUACGGCAACGUCGACCGCAAGGAAAUGCACAUCGAUUCGAGAGCGAACUCGUUAUCCACUGUUAGCCGCAUGGGUGACUACGGUCCCGGUCCCGGCCCCUACCCUCCCAGCCGACGAACGAGUGCAUCGCCCGCUGCGUUCCCCCCUGGUCCGCGUGGCAUGGGCCGGCCCAACACUGCACAAGAACCUCCGUAUGGCCCUCCAAACGGCAUGCUUGGGCCCAACGGCAUGCCACCGCCGCCGCAUAAUCGCCCGUCCCCCCCGAACAUGCGGGCCCCUGUUCCCCGAUACCCUCCCGGACACGGAAACACGAUGGCUGCACAGCAAGUGGAACAAAACUUAGGGGUGAGCAAUUCAUAUCCAGUCAAGAAUUCUCAAAACGUUCGAAGUCUGACUGGAAGUGCGAGCGUCAGCGGCGAGAGUGGUGAUAGCGGAGCGAGUGCACACAUUGAUUCCGAAAAUUCGGCUCAUAGCAGCCAGAUCAGCCUCGGCCACCCCAUGCCCAUGCCCGUUCGCUAA
Molecule: messenger RNA, 2319 nt
Organism: Talaromyces rugulosus
Lineage: Eukaryota; Fungi; Ascomycota; Eurotiomycetes; Eurotiales; Trichocomaceae
Exons: 5
Coding region: 1-2319 (772 amino acids)
Cellular component (GO): cytoplasm
Molecular function (GO): oxidoreductase activity
Source: RefSeq, a predicted model, not a curated record